UCGCUGCGGAGGACGGGCCCUCAGCGCGCGACAAGCGGCAGGAGCCCGCGGAAGAAGAAGAAGAGGAAAGACUAGAGUACUGCGAUUUCGGCAGCACGGACGACAAGCACUUGUGCGGGUGGACCAUCCGCAACGGGACGUCGUUGCUGUGGCAACAGGGCAGCGGGCCCAUGGCCAACUGGCUGGGCGGCCCUCCCAAGGACGCUUCCGGCGGCGACGACAAAGGCGGCUACAUGUUCUUCGAGACGUCGCUGGUGACGCUGGCGCAGACGCCCGACGCGCGCGUGGGCACCAGCGCCUUCCUGGACAGCUGGGUGCGCGGGUCGACGGGGCCCGAGGGCCAGUGCGUCACCUUCUCCUACUGGGUGGACGGGCUGAGCGCGGCCGGGCUGCGGAUGCUGCUGAUGCCCGCGGGCGGCGACCCGGAGGCCGGCGGCGAGCGCGUGCUGUGGAGCACCAAGGACCCCACCGACAAGCAGUGGCGCGAGGCGGAGGUGCUCUUCACCUUCAACAGUGACCAUCGUAUCGUGUUUGAGGGUCUGGCAAAAGACGUGAACGACGCCUACCGCAAGUUCCGAGGCUUCAACGCCCUCGACAACAUAGGACUGAAAGAAGGCAGCCAGUGCAAAGGCCACUGCACCUUCGAGGGCGGCUUCUGCGGCUGGACCAACGACGAGGAAGACGACUUCGACUGGGCGCUGGGCCGCGGCAGCCGCAACCCGUCGACGGGCCCGGCCACGGACCGCACCAGCUUCAAGCACGGGGGCGCCGAGGGAGGCUACGCGUACAUCGACAGCGGCUUCCCGCGCCGGCCCGGCGACACGGCGCGCCUCAACAGCCCGGAGAUGGAACCCACAGGUCCCGAUUCCCCGCUGUGCCUGCGCUUCUGGACGCACAUGUACGGCAACGGCGUGGGCAUGCUGGGCGUGCUUCUACAGGAGAGCGGCGGCGAGCCGCGCUACCUCUGGCGGCUGGCCGGGGAGGCGGGCAACGCGUGGUACCAGGCGGAGGUGCCCGUGUCCGCGCCCAACUCCUUCCGGAUUAUCAUUGAGGGAACAGUCGGCAAAAACAAUCUGGGUGACAUCGCUCUGGAUGAUCUCUCCCUCAGACAAGGCAGUUGUCCAACCCAGCCGCAGAUCGCGGCCGCCAUGCCCGGCGACUGCACGUUCGAGGUGGACGAGUGCGCGUGGAGCAACGCGGCGCAGCGGGAGCGCGUGGACGACAUCGACUGGGAGCGCGUGUCCGGCCAGGCGACGCGCACGUCCACGCACGACCACACGCUGGGCUCCGAGAAGGGCUUCCUCAUGACGCUGGCGCGCAACAACGUGCAGCGGCCGGGAAGCCGCGCGUGGUUCACCUCGCCCGAGCUGGCCGGCGGCGAGACUCCGCGCUGCCUGUCCUUCUGGUUUGUCUUGAACGAGCCAUUCAUCGACAACACGGGCCCCAGUCUAGGAGCGUUGGCCGUGUACACACGCGCGACCGACAAGAACGGCCACCCCAUGGCGACGCCCGUGUGGCGGCUUUACAACCAUCAGGGGCCCGAGUGGAGGUACGCGCAGGUGCCUCUCACAGACCCGGGCCCACACACGGUGAUCAUGGAAGGCACUUGGGGCUCCAGCCGCGCAAACGGCUUCGUGGGCUUCGACGACAUCACGCUGUUCGACGGAGCUUGCAAAACUAUGCCCGAUUCCGCUCAUGUAAGGCCAGGCGAGUGUCGGUUCGAGAGAGACACUUGCGACUGGUUCAACGACACAACGGACAAAUCCCACGCGGCGUGGCGCCUGGCCACUGUUUCACGUCGCCCAGCCAAUCUGCCGGACAAGACGUUCGGUGCUCCAGAGGGAUACAUUUACUUCGACUUAUUUAAUCAAGCUCUGGGAAGUAACACUGCACGGCUUGUAUCUCCAACAAUUCCUGGAUCCACCAAUGACGAUGAUCGUCAGCUUUGCUUCACGUUCUGGUUCGCGGCAUUUGGAGCUGGAGAUUCGGCCGAAUUGCGGGUCCUACGACAAGACAACAGUUCAAGUGGAGCGGGUGAAGAAGUGCCGGAAAAGUUGUGGGUGCUUGAGGCUCAAACGGUGGACACUGCACGAGCGUCGUGGUCGCCGGCACAGGUCACUGUCGAGGCAGCAACGGACUUCCGGGUCAUUCUUGAAGGCCAAGCGGUGAAUGGUGGAUUUGCGGUCGACGACCUAACUUUCUCUUCAGGAAACUGUCAGACACGGCCAAGCAUAGCCAAGCCAGUUCCACCUGAAGAGUAGGUGUCAGUGUAUGAGAUUGGCCAAAGGUACCAGAUAAAACUGAGCAUCUGAUGAUCUCCUACCCGUUCAUCUACAUAUACACAUCAAAAUGCAAUUGGUAUAACACUCAUCAUCAUUUUUCUUAUUUUAUAAAAUGUGUCAAUUGGGUGACAAAAGUAUUUAUAUCAUGCUCUGGAAUUAUCUUGAAUUUUUAAUACUGCCAAUACUACUGCAAAAAUGCUCUUUCCAUAAUCACUACAUGCACAUAACCACUGACUUCACCACGUCCAGCACAAUUUUGUCCCAAAAAGUCACAAGAGUAUUUCCAUGAAUGAGAAACUUCCAUUAAAUUUAUCAGAACACUCCUCUCUGAUCCCUUUCUGCAUGGUGAGUUGUAUGCCAAUGAAAUAAUUUGUAACACAAUUUACAAAUGUAAAGGGAAUCUCAUAAUUUUGUAUUAAAUCAACAAACUAAAGUUGGGUAUCAGUGGUAGGCAGCCAUACAAAAAGUUUUACAUUCAUUCCCUAACCUACUGAGUUUCAAAACUAAAUAUACGACACUAAAAGAUACAAAAUAUACUGGAACAUAAUUAAAAAACAAGGAUCUUACACCACUGGUAAAUAAAAUUUCAUGAUAUUGAUAACUCAGUGAAAUAUUAAAACAGCAGGUUAAUUAACAAAAAUGGAAGGCAAUGUUCUCCUGAAAUUCUUGAUUAAGUUUGCUAGAAUUACGUUAUUAAUUUGAUAACAAUAUUUCUACAUAUUAGUAUUGCCAAUUAAGUGAAUGACACCACAUGACAUUCAAAACAUUCCAAACUAAUUGUUCUAUUUAUCUCAAAAGUAGUACUAACGUAACAGUGAAAUAAUUUUGAAGGUAUCAAAAUUAUCCCAGAUAAAAAGGUUAAAAUCAAUAACCAAUCAAAUGAGUCAAUAUUCUACUAACAAAAACAAAUGAGAAAGGUUAAAAAGAAAAUUGGUUUGUACUGGUAGACAAUGCAAUGAACUCUGAAACAGCUUGAAGACAACAUUCGACACGAUGAAAAUCAAACGUAAAGAAACAACCUCCCAAAGGCUACUUCAGUAGUACUGAUCAAUUUCAACCAUCACAAUGUUCCAUUAGUAUUCAAAAUCAUUUUUAACACUACAUGCAACAGAGAAUGCCUGUAUGCCCAAGAGCACAAAAAGGAGAGCUGUAAUGAAUGUACAUUCCAGACACUUCCAUUCUGCACAUUUUGUAUCAAAGUAUGCAGAAAAUCAUGGAAAGAAAGUCAUGGUGAAACUCCUUUUAACAACUAACCCUCCCAAUUACCAUAAUUUUUUGCAAUAAAUUUUAAUGUUGUUAGAUUAUUGUGUUCUGAACCAACCUUAUGCAUGCACCCUGCUAACCCUAACCAACAACUGCAGUUACAGUUUUUUCAUACAAAAAAAAAUAAAUAAAAAGCUGAUCACAAGACAUUGUCAUUUUUCAGCAGCCUCCACGGCCUAUCAGUUCCAUUUCUGAAAAACUGUCCAGAUAUUUCCAGCAAUAUUGUUGUGGAUUUCCAUAAGAUUCACACAUGUUAUAAGAUCUUUUCAACUACCACAGUUAGGGAAGUAAAAUUGCAACCUAAUGGUCAUGCUAUAAUAGGGAAAUGAUUAUUAACUUACGUUCUAAAAGACUUAUUCUGAAAACAUUAGUGGCCACUUAAUAAAGGCCACACUGUAUAUGUAAUUACUUUUCAACUUGACUGUUAAAAACACUAUUUCAUUAUUUUUUAUAUGAACAUGUAAUAAAUUUUAAACUUUUAAUUAUCAAUAGAAAUUAUUCAAUCCUGAAAUUUGCGAGAUCGCAAAUGAAAAGUAAUCAAUUUAUUGUUGCUCAGAAUAGUCUGAGAAUUAAGAGAUAAUGAAACCAUAAAAAAAGUUGUGUUAGUUUUAAUAAACUAUUGAAACCAUAAAAAAAGAUGUGUUAGUUUUAAUAAACUUUUGAAAUCAUACAAAAACCCAAACUAGUUUUGAG
Messenger RNA from Gryllus bimaculatus (two-spotted cricket), 4238 nucleotides. Lineage: Eukaryota; Metazoa; Arthropoda; Insecta; Orthoptera; Gryllidae. The record is from the annotation of a GenBank genome assembly.